GUGCUGCUCAUGGCGCGGGGUGCCGCCAUCGCCUACCCCAAGGAUGCGAGCGCCAUGCUGAUGAUGAUGGACCUCCACCCGGGAGACACCGUUUUGGAAAGCGGCAGCGGAUCCGGCGCUCUGAGCUUGUAUCUGUCAAGAGCAGUUGGGUCCAAAGGACGUGUUGUAAGUUACGAAAUCAGAGAAGAUCAUCACAAUUUAGCUAAGAAGAAUUACAGGCAGUGGCGUGCUUCAUGGGAAAUAGGACAUAUGGAAGAGUGGCCAGAUAACGUGGAUUUCAUUCUUAAAGACAUUACAGCAGCUGCUGAGGAUAUGAGAUCUGUAACAUUUGAUGCAAUAGUUCUGGAUAUGCUUAACCCUCAGGCUGCUUUGCCUGUUGUAUACCCAAGUCUUAAACAUGGUGGUGUGUGUGCUGUGUAUUUAGCAAACAUCACACAGGUUAUUGCCCUUUUAGACAGAAUACGGACCCGCAAGCUCCCUUUUUUGUGCGAAAGGAUCAUUGAUGUAACACACAGGAAUUGGUUAGUACUCCCUGCUAAAAUCAAGAAUUGCAAAUCAAGCCAAAUAGUGGAAACUCAGGAAAAUACUGAGGAAGAACCUCAACAAAAAAAACAUGAAGAAAUCCAUUUUCAGGAUCAAGCAGUUCUUAAAGAAAGUGAAUAUGAUGAGUCACUUCCUGACAACGUUGAAACAUACUGCUCAGUACCUUACAUUGCUAGACCAUCUUAUUGGCAAGAUGCUCAUUCAGCGUUCCUCACCAAGCUGAGAAAGUUUCAACCACCUCUUUCUUGAUGUUGCUCAGAUGUCAGCUGCUAAUUUGGGUGCUACCUCGUCUCCUUUUGUUGGACAGGCUGUGAUAGUCUACCAGAAAUGAGGAGAAAAAAUACUGGUAAGAAAAUAGAUCAAAUUCUGCCCUUUGAAACUUAAGUGAAACAGCUGAUGUCACUGGUUGGUAGCUCAAUUUCGUUAUGAAAAAUAUUUGCACAACUGUAAUAGAAACUGAAAGUCACUGAAUUUGUGCCUCUUGAUAAAGCCGCAUUGAUUUCAAUAAAAGACCAGUUGUGGACAAAUACAUCUUCGGUUCAUUUCCAGCAACCAUGCUGAAAGUUGUCUAGUUGUGAACUUUGUUUUGAACAUUUGAGAGUACUUUGUACAUAAUGAACAAAAUUUGUUCUGACCUUUCUCAGAUAUAAAACAGAGUAGCUCUCUAGUAAAGAUGCUAGACUGAAAAAGGAGGAACAGAAGCAUUGCAUUCAGGGUCUCAUAAAAGUCUCCAUGUAUGCAUAUG
Molecule: messenger RNA, 1288 nt
Organism: Struthio camelus australis
Lineage: Eukaryota; Metazoa; Chordata; Aves; Struthioniformes; Struthionidae
Gene: TRMT61B
Product: tRNA methyltransferase 61B
Biological process (GO): mitochondrial tRNA methylation
Cellular component (GO): mitochondrion; tRNA (m1A) methyltransferase complex
Molecular function (GO): tRNA (adenine(58)-N1)-methyltransferase activity
Source: RefSeq, a predicted model, not a curated record